Molecule: messenger RNA, 1305 nt
Organism: Colletotrichum higginsianum IMI 349063
Lineage: Eukaryota; Fungi; Ascomycota; Sordariomycetes; Glomerellales; Glomerellaceae
Product: Zinc carboxypeptidase
Exons: 3
Coding region: 1-1305 (434 amino acids)
Biological process (GO): proteolysis
Molecular function (GO): zinc ion binding; metallocarboxypeptidase activity
Source: RefSeq, a predicted model, not a curated record
AUGAUGAAGCUUACCGUUGCCCUCGUCCUCGCCCCUCUUGUUGCCGUAUCUGCUCUGCGGCCGGGUGGUGAUAGGGCACCGCGUGAUGACAAGGUCAGCUAUGACGGCUACCAGGUGUACCGUGUGUCAACAGCCAACGCGCCGAGAGACCUUUCGCGGCUGAGCUCGUUCCCGGCCAUUGAACAAAAGGGCUUCGUCGAGGUGGCGGUCCCUCCCCAUGAGAUCGACACCUUCAAGUCGCUGGACCUCGACACGCAGCUCUUGGACGAGGAUCUCGGCAGGCUGAUCAACGCAGAGACCGCGGCCGAGAAGACCCCGUCCCUGACCAAGCGCGGCGAGCUGCCCUCGUUGAGCUGGUUCGACUCGUAUCACGCCUACGACGACCACGUCCAGUACUGGAAGGACCUCCACGCCGCGUUCCCGGACAACUCGGAGUGGCUGGACAUUGGGUCGUCGUACGAGGGCCGCAACAUCUUUGGGCUGCGUCUUUGGGGCGGCGAAGACACGGGGGCCAAGCCCAUCGUCCUAUGGCACGGCACCGUCCACGCCAGAGAAUGGAUCACGACGCUGACCGUCGAGUACCUGGCCUACCAGCUCAUCGAUGGAUACAAAUCCGGAGACCAGAACGUCACGGCCUUCUUCGACGCCUACGACUUUUACAUUGUGCCCUUCCACAACCCCGACGGCUUUGUGUACAGCCAGACCACGGAUCGGCUCUGGCGCAAGAACCGCCAGCCGCGCUCCAACACGACGUGCGUCGGCACCGACGGCAACCGCAACUGGAACUACGAGUGGGACUACCCCGUCGUGGGCGGCGUCGUUUCCACCAACCCCUGCGACGAGAUCUUCCGCGGCCGGUGCCCCGGCGACACGCCCGAGAACAUUGCCCUCUCGGCCCUCUCCCGCGAGCUGGCCGCCAAGCCCGGCGGCAUCCGCCUCUUCAUCGACUGGCACAGCUACUCGCAGCUCAUCCUGCUCCCCUGGGGCUUCUCGUGCGAGCCCGAGGUCCUGCCCGAGAACCUGCAGGCGCAGCGCGACGUCGGCGCCGGGUAUGCGGCCGCCAUCAAGGCGACGAGCGGGGAGGAGUACCAGGUCGGCCCCUCGUGCGAGAUCCUGUACAACUCGACCGGGUCCGCGAGGGACUUCCACCACGGCGCGCUCAACGCGACGUACUCGUGGAGUGUCGAACUGAGGCCCAAGAGCGGGUCGGGCGGGUCUGGGUUCAUCUUGCCGCCCGAGUUCAUCCUGCCGACGGGCAAGGAGCACUGGGAGGGCAUCAAGUACGUCCUCGGCGUGGUCGGUUAG